Molecule: messenger RNA, 1528 nt
Organism: Durusdinium trenchii
Lineage: Eukaryota; Dinophyceae; Suessiales; Symbiodiniaceae
Source: the annotation of a GenBank genome assembly
UGUUUUCGCACAGACUAUGGCCUGAAACAAAAAACUUGUUGUGUUUACAAUUUGUUUAAGACAAUUGCCAGCGCCCUGCCUUGCCCGUGUUUUUUACUCCAGCCUUGCAACCGGAUUUCAUUCUCAUUUGUCCCACGCAACUCCUAUAUUAUAUUUGACACCAACUGUUUGCUUGGUCCGUGCCUGUUCCCACUGGAAUAAAAUAACAUUUUGCAUCGCAAUGUGUUGUCAUGUGGGCGCGGCAGGGCCCGUGUUUGGCCGAUUGAAUGGCCUGCGCUUGCGGACCAAUCGUGUUCAAACUGGCAUGCACGACGAAGAGAUGAACACAAGCCAGACAGACAACAAAACCAGGCCGACAGGUUUGUAUGGCACAGGGCUUUGCAAACAUGUUUACAUCAAAGGUUCUUUUGGACAUGACAACAAGACCAAGAAUGAACAACUACACAUUUGCCACCGUUUUUCGUCCACGCGUGGCUUCCGAGAGGUACUUUGCAGCGAGCAUGAAACACAUUUCUUCUUCACAUUGUGCAUUUUUGUGUUGACCGGCAACCGAGGGGCAAUUGGUUUUCUCCUCCGGUCAUCAUCCUCAUUUGUGCAACGGCCGCGUUGGAAACGCUACAAUCUCACAGCGGAAGGGGCUGGAUGCAAAACAGUGACCCUGACAGAUGACGGCUACAGCAUUGAAUCAGACACUCCAAAAUCUACAGGAGGCUCCGGCACAGCCCCACAGCCAGUGCAGCUUUUGUUGGCAGCUUUGGUCGGUUGUGAACAAGCUACAGCCAAAUUUGUUGCUAUGAAGAUGCGGGUGCCUCCGAUCCGGCGCAUUCAGUUUCUUGGUGUUGAUGACGCAACUUGGAUUCCAGUGUGGUGGCCGCUAAAACGGCCAGGACUAAUGACUAACCCUGUGAUGCACAAAUUUGUAUAUAUAAACAAGACGACCCGCCCAACCAGGUUUGAACUUCAUGCCGAACGCGAUGAAUGGGGAAGCUUAGCCGGCCCCAUUGACCAACACCCACUACAGCCAAGCAGAUUGCAGAGGAUUUGGGGCACCGCACAUGUCUACAGUGAUGCGAACGCGAGUCAAAUCCGUGCCAUUUCAGAAGCCGUGAAAAAACGCUGCCCAGUUGCAAGCAUGGUCAUUGAAUCAGGUUGUGAGUUAGAUGUCCGGUGGGUCAAGGCAGACGAGUGACACCCAGCACAUGCUACAGCUUGGAACAGUGGCCUCAAGCUUGCGCUUUGAACAUCAUGAAGUCAUGCCCAUCACAUUCUGCUGCGAUCCCGCUGCGGAAGAUGGUGCCGAAGAUGAAGGCUGUAUGGCAUACCGGCCAUCAGCACUUGCUCAAACAUUUGAUGGCUGUUAUAACCAGAGUUCUUUACACAUUUGACCGCCAAACACUUCACAGGUUUCAUGCCCUCCGAUUGCUGGUUUUCACAAAAUGGGCCAUGCGGCGGAGCAGACGGGCAAAGACAAUCAAAAUACAUGCACAACCUACUCUUCUCACCAAGGUCGUAGGUAGAUGUAGGUUUU